AUGUCCGAAUCUGAGCUCAGGAAGCGUUCUGGGUCUCGAGGAUCCCAGAAAGACGUGCCAAAGCCAAAAUCGAGCUCGAAACCAGCAAAGGCACGCUCAGGAGCAGCCCAAUGGAUUGGUUUGGCGGCGUUGGUGCUUGGAUUGGGGUAUUGGUUCUCUGGAAGCUUGGUUGGACGGGAUGAAAGCUGGAAACCUGUACCUGCUAAGGACUCAAAGAUAAACCCAGCGUACGGCGUCGACCACGAACGAAGAGAUGCGGUGGUAGCCGCAUUCAAGCAUGCCUGGUCAGCUUAUGAACGAGACGCAUACGGCUACGACAACUACCACCCAAUCUCCAGAAAGGGUUCAAACCUCUCCAAAUCGGGAGGGAUAGGCUACAUGAUCGUCGACGUUAUCGACAGCCUUCAAAUCAUGAAUCUCACUUCAGAGUACGCUCGUGCGCGUGAAUGGGUAGCCAACGAACUGUCUUUCGAGCGAGACGACAGUUUCAACACAUUCGAAACGACCAUUCGCGUUCUCGGAGGUCUCUUAUCGGCAUACCACCUCUCAGACGAGGACCCAAUCUACCUGGAGAAGGCUCAAGACCUUGGAGAGAGGAUACUGGAGGCAUUCAAGACGCCUUCCGGACUUCCAUUGCCGAUGGUCAACCUGAAGAAACGCAGAGGUGUUGGAGAGGACUGGCAUCCGGGCUUGGUGGGGACGGCUGAGGCUGCGACGCUUCAGUUGGAACUGAAGUAUCUCAGCCAUCUCACCGACAACGAAGAGUUUUGGUACAAGGCGGAGAGGGUUUUGAACGUCAUCCGGAACGCCAGGGCGGAGGCAGGGCUGGUUCCCAUUUACAUGGAUGCGGAUACCGGUCGUUAUCUUCCUUCGGAAAUUCGCCUGGGAUCUCGCGGAGACUCUUUCUAUGAAUACCUCCUGAACGUAGAGAGGACGUGUACCGUCAGGCAUGCUACUCUUCUCCUAACGCUCACCUCCACAAUCUCUGAUCCCUCCCCCCAGAUGUACGAAGAAUCCAUGGACGGAAUCCACACCGCCCUCCUCCAAAAGGGUAUCCACCAGGGCCACACAUAUACCAGUGAAUUCAUCGUCGUUCCCGACCCAUACACAGGCCACCCCGCCGGUUACGAGCGCUCCCCCAAGCAAGACCACCUCGUUUGUUUCCUCGGCGGGUCGUUGAUGCUCGGCGCAGUCACGACAGGCUCUUUCGUCGACAACGUCAGCAUUCCACCUCGCGACUCUGAAUUGACGGAUGUUGGAAAACGGGAUUGGUUGACGGGUUAUGAGUUGAUCGAGACGUGCAUGGACACGUAUGAUAGUGCGACGUAUGUCUUUGCUUUUAUCGGGCGCGCUGGGGGACGCCAAGGAGAACAAUUUCAAGGAUUGGUAUGUGAAAGGAAUGGAGUACGUCUGACCCACUCUUUCCUCCUCCGUUCACGCCUGACGCAUCGAGUUAACAGAGACCCGACUGCCCCACCCUCCUACGACGCUCGCUACAUGCUUCGGUGUGCUUUAUCCACUCCUUUCUCUUCUUUUCCACCUCUGACAAACUCUUUCUGUUUUUUCAGACCGGAAACCGUCGAAUCGCUCUUCAUCGCCUUCCGGCUGACAGGCGAUAACCGCUACCGCGACUACGGCUGGAAGAUCUUCCAAGCUAUCGAGAAGCAUGCUCGGGUGGACAGUGGAGGAUACGUCACAGUGCUGGACGUGAACAAUCCCAAUAGCGAGAAGGAGGAUAAGAUGGAGACGUUCUAUCUGUCUGAGACACUCAAGUAUUUGUACCUGCUGUUCUCGGGCCCGGACGUUAUCCCACUCGACCGCUACGUGUUGAACACGGAGGCUCAUCCGCUUCCAGUGUUCUCGCCGAGCAUUCGGACAGGGUUUGCUUACUAG
Molecule: messenger RNA, 1893 nt
Organism: Coprinopsis cinerea okayama7#130
Lineage: Eukaryota; Fungi; Basidiomycota; Agaricomycetes; Agaricales; Psathyrellaceae
Product: mannosidase
Exons: 9
Coding region: 1-1893 (630 amino acids)
Biological process (GO): carbohydrate metabolic process; N-glycan processing
Cellular component (GO): endoplasmic reticulum; membrane
Molecular function (GO): mannosyl-oligosaccharide 1,2-alpha-mannosidase activity; calcium ion binding
Source: RefSeq, a predicted model, not a curated record